Molecule: messenger RNA, 1888 nt
Organism: Oryzias latipes (Japanese medaka)
Lineage: Eukaryota; Metazoa; Chordata; Actinopteri; Beloniformes; Adrianichthyidae
Gene: gpr6
Product: G protein-coupled receptor 6
Biological process (GO): G protein-coupled receptor signaling pathway
Cellular component (GO): membrane
Molecular function (GO): G protein-coupled receptor activity
Source: RefSeq, a predicted model, not a curated record
UUAUUUAUUUAUUAGUGGCCCUAAUGAAGAGAAAUAAUUGUUUUGUCUGAGUCCUCAUGAAAAAAAAAAAAAAAACUAGCGAAAUUUUGUCCCUCUGGGAGUUCCAUACCUCCCUUCCCUUUCUCUCCGCUGUGACGUUCCGGUGGUUUAAAGCUUUUAUCCGCGCCUCCAAUCGUUCUCCUCUCGUCUUCUUUCCCUCAGCUGCUCCUCCUCCUUCUUCUUCUUUUCACAUUCAUGCUUCUCACAAAGCUGAACACCAGCCAAUGCUCCACAUCACUUCUGCCCUGGGUGUGUGUCCCAUGCCUGGGAAGCACAACAAAAUCAAGGGUUUCACUUGAGAGUGACCGGAGGAGUGAGACGAAGACGAAGACAUUGAUUCCUUAUUCUAAUACUCACUUUACUUUCACUUUACUCUGAGCCUAAAUCUCAUCUCAUGACGUUAAGUGACAGAGAUCAGGAAGAAAACAUCUGUGAGAAGCUAUGAAUGAGUCGCUGGUGGUGAAUGACUCCUUAUCAACUCCUGCUCCUGAAGAGGUGCUCUCAUGGUUGCCGGCUGAGUCAGUAGACGGCAAUGAAAGUUUGGAGUUCUCCACCGCCGCCUUAGGUUUCCCCGUCAACCCGUGGGACAUCAUGCUGUGCAUGUCGGGCACCGUCAUCGCCUGUGAGAACGCCAUAGUGGUAGCAAUCAUCUUCUACACGCCCACCUUAAGGACUCCCAUGUUCGUGCUGAUAGGGAGCCUGGCGACGGCCGACCUGCUGGCCGGCAUGGGAUUAAUCCUGAACUUUGUGUUUCAAUACGUCAUCUCCUCUGAGACUAUCAGCCUCAUCACUGUGGGCUUUUUAGUUGCCUCCUUUACGGCAUCCAUCAGUAGCCUUUUAGCCAUCACAGUGGACCGUUACUUCUCCCUCUACAAUGCGCUGACAUAUUUCUCAGAGAAGACGCUGCAGUAUGUGCAUUUGAUGUUAAUUGGGACCUGGGGUGUGUCUCUUUUGCUGGGUUUGCUGCCUGUGCUCGGUUGGAAUUGCCUGGACGACCCUUCCUCCUGCAGCAUCGUGCGCCCUUUGACCCGGAGCAACGUCACACUGUUGGCCACUUCCUUCUUCGCCAUUUUUGUGCUGAUGCUGACCCUCUACUUCAAGAUCUGCAAGAUCGUCUGCCACCAUGCCCACCAGAUUGCCCUACAGCAGCACUUUUUUGCCACUUCGCAUUAUGUGGCCACCAAGAAGGGGGUGUCAACUUUAGCCAUUAUCUUGGGAACUUUCGGAGCCAGUUGGCUUCCCUUUGCCAUCUACUGUCUGGUGGGUGAAAGGGGGUAUCCGCCGGUGUACACUUAUGCUACACUGCUGCCAGCAACCUACAACUCCAUGAUCAACCCAAUCAUCUACGCCUACAGAAACGCUGAGAUCCAACGUUCCAUUUACAUGCUUCUGUGUGGCUGCUUUCAGGGCAGCAGUGCCUACCGGUCCAGGUCCCCUAGUGAGGUUUAAAAAGGUGCUUUUUCUUCAUACGUGACUGUGACGAAAAGACUGAGCAAGAAGACAAACCAUCUUUUGACAAUCUGCUUACUGUGACAGUGAAUGCUUUACAGACAGAGGAGGCUUGCAUUCCCUACCUGCACUUUAACAUGUCUCCACAAAAGUUAGUGUACAGACAUGCUGUGAACAAGUUUAUUUAAAAGGACAAACCUGUGAAUGUAUUUAAAAAAAACUGAUAAAUGGAAACUUUGCACUUUAUUUUGUUGUUGUUUUUUAAAUGCCAAAGCAGAUUUGAAUGGUCCUUAAUGUGUUAAAAAAAAGAACUCAUUUGUGUAUUUUGUGCCAUUUUUCUAACUUGUGUUUUGUCUUUGAAUGUGAUUUGCUACACGUGAAAUAAAGGUGUUAAAAACCC